CAUCAUCAUGGCGGACGGGGAGCGCUCGCCGCUGUUACCGGUGGAACCGGGGCCGGGGGGGGCACCGGGUGAGGCCCCGCCCCCUUACUCGCCAUUGGUCAGCCCGGAAGGGGGCGGGGCCGGAGGCGGAAGCGAAGGGGUGGGCGGGGCCGGCCCCUCGGUCACGUGCCGCGUGUGCCAGCGGCCAAUCAGCGUGGAGGGCAAAGGGCACCAGCACGUGGUCAAGUGCGGAGCCUGCGGGGAGGCCACGCCAAUCAGGACGGCCCCCGCUGGGAAGAAGUACGUGAGGUGCCCUUGUAACUGCCUGCUGGUCUGCAGCGGGGCUGCCCAGCGCAUUGCCUGUCCUCGGCCGUACUGCAAGCGCAUCAUUAACCUGGGCCCAGUCCAGGCCGGAGCCGCCAGCCCGGAGCCGCCAGCAGGGGGUGUGCGCGUGGCCUGUGGGCACUGCGGGGGCCCCUUCCUGUGGGCCGAGCUCUCCGACCGCGCCCUCGCCCGCUGCCCGCACUGCCGCAAGGUGUCCGCCAUUGGCCGGCGGUUGCCGCGGCGACGCUGCCUCUGCUGCCUCCUCCUGGCGCUGCUCAUGGCCGGGGCGGCCACGGGGCUGGCGGUGCUGACGUGGGGGGUGUCGCGGAAGCUCCGCCCCCUGCACGCGGGCUGGGCCCUGCUGGGGGCGGGGUCAGGGGCCUGCCUGCUGCGGGCAGCCUAUUGGGGCUGCGUGCGGGUCAGCCGCGCCCUGCCCGCCCGGCCCUGAUUGGCUGACGGGGUCACGUGACGCCAGGCGGAGGCUCUGAUUGGCCCCAUGGAGGUGGGAGGGGCGUGGAAGGCCGCCAUCUUGGCGUCGUGCUCUAAGGGGGCGGCCAUGUUGGAUGACACCCCCGUGGAGGCGGCCAUCUUGGACUCAUCCUGAACACGUGACGGCGGCCAUCUUGGAGCUGCGCUCCCCAUAGCGGCAGACAUCUUGAAUCCAUACUCCCAUGGAGGCAGCCAUCUUGGAUUGAACCCCCACCACAUGACAGCAGCCAUCUUGGACUCAUGCUCCCCGUACCGGCAGCCAUCUUGAAUCUAUCUCCACAUGACGGCAGCCAUCUUGGAUUCGCGAACCCCAUAGAGGCAGCCGUGUUGAAUCGAUCUCCCCAUGGAGGCGGCCAUCUUGGACUCAGCCCCCACCACAUGACGGCAGCCAUCUUGAAUCCAUACCCUCAUGGAGGCGGCCAUCUUGGACUCACGCUCCACAUAGCGGCAGCCAUCUUGAAUCAACCUCCCUAUGGAGGCGGCCAUCUUGGACUCACCCCCUUCCCCCACCAUGACAGCGGCCAUCUUGGACUGACACCCCUCGUGGCGGCGGCCAUCUUGGAUUCUCACGCCCUCCAUGGCGGCGGCCAUCUUGGACUCACCCUAUCCGCAUGCUCCCCACUCCCUUCCCAGCAUGCAAUGGGGGAUGGAGGAGAGGGGGAGUGGGGCCACCCCAAUAGAGCCCCAUUGAAUGAC
This is a messenger RNA of Melopsittacus undulatus (budgerigar), 1488 nucleotides long. It is a transcript of the gene PIP4P1, whose product is annotated as phosphatidylinositol-4,5-bisphosphate 4-phosphatase 1. The transcript has 7 exons. Gene Ontology annotation, biological process: phosphatidylinositol dephosphorylation. Gene Ontology annotation, cellular component: phagocytic vesicle membrane; lysosomal membrane; late endosome membrane. Gene Ontology annotation, molecular function: phosphatidylinositol-4,5-bisphosphate 4-phosphatase activity. The record is from RefSeq and is a predicted model, not a curated record. Lineage: Eukaryota; Metazoa; Chordata; Aves; Psittaciformes; Psittaculidae. Bases 8 to 751 code for a protein of 247 amino acids.